Gossypium arboreum is the source of this 2002-nucleotide messenger RNA. RefSeq names its product carboxypeptidase SOL1. The coding region runs from base 374 to 1798 and encodes 474 amino acids. The record is from RefSeq and is a predicted model, not a curated record. Gene Ontology annotation, molecular function: metallocarboxypeptidase activity; zinc ion binding. Gene Ontology annotation, biological process: proteolysis. The transcript is spliced from 15 exons. Lineage: Eukaryota; Viridiplantae; Streptophyta; Magnoliopsida; Malvales; Malvaceae.
AGUUAUUACAAAAUAAAUGGGUUUAGCUCUCAAAUCAAUGAUCCAAAUCCAUUAAUCAUUAACUUGCGUUCAUCGGUCUUUUGUCUCUCUCUGAAGAGCGUUAAGGAAGCGAUCGAAAACUAAGCUGAAGCUCAGCUUAAUGUCGCAUCGCAUUAUUUGUUAAUAUUAUUCCGAAUAAAGAGAAAAAAGAGAAGGAAAAAUGAAUCUCAAAUUUUGUAUCCUUUUCUCAUUCUUUGUUCGCAAUGUAAUCGCCAGAGGCGGCUAUCGCAGCACUUCUUUAUCUUCAGCUGCAGGUCCUCUUCUCUCUCUUUGCUUCUCUUUACAGCUUAGUAGUUGAGAAUUAUGGUUCCUAAUGUUCUUUUCUUUUUGAUCUAUGUUGCAUAUACAAGUAAAUAAAUUUACGUUGUUAAGGAAAAAAAAUUUAGGGUUUGAAAAUGAGAGUUAUGCCGGUUCUGGAAGGCAUUUGAUCGAGGAAAACCAGUCUCACCACCCGAGAACUGAUAUUGCUCGUGGCUACAUGACUAACUCGGAACUAGAAAGGGCGGUGAAGGAAUUUGGGCGAAGAUGUAGUCACAUUUCUAGAAUAUACAGUAUUGGAGAAAGUGUGCGUGGUUUUCCACUGUGGGUGAUAGAGAUUUCUGACAAACCAGGCCAGGAAGAGCCUGAACCUGCAUUCAAGUUCAUUGGUAAUGUGCAUGGUGAUGAACCUGUUGGUCGUGAGCUUCUUUUGCUUCUUGCGAAUUGGAUAUGUGACAACUAUAAGAGGGACCCAUUGGUUGACUUGAUUGUUGACAAGGUUCACCUUCACAUACUUCCAUCAAUGAAUCCUGAUGGAUUUUCUUUUAGGAGACGUGGUAAUGCAAAUAAAGUUGAUCUAAAUCGAGAUUUUCCAGAUCAGUUCUUCCCUUGGAAUAAUAAUGAGGAUGCACGACAACCUGAAACAAAAGCAAUUAUGAGUUGGUUGAGAGAAAUGCGUUUUACAGCAUCUGCAAGUUUGCAUGGGGGUGCACUUGUUGCUAACUAUCCAUGGGACGCCUCUCUGGAUAAAAGGAAGAACUAUUAUGCAUGUCCUGAUGAUGGAACAUUCAGAUUCUUGGCAAGCAUAUAUAGCAAAUCUCACUAUAACAUGUCUUUGAGCAAAGAAUUUGAAGGAGGCAUUACCAAUGGAGCAGCCUGGUACCCUGUAUAUGGUGGCAUGCAAGAUUGGAACUACAUAUAUGGCGGUUGUUUUGAGUUGACCUUGGAGAUUAGUGAUAACAAAUGGCCUAAUGCCAAGGAGCUUCCUACCAUUUGGGAGUACAACAAAAUGAGCAUGCUAAAUCUUGUUGCAAGCCUUGUUAAGACAGGAGUUCAUGGAAGGGUCUUUUCUUCAGACAGUGGAAGGCCAUUGCCUGGGUUGAUCACAAUCAAGGGAAUAAAUUACACGGUUAAAACUAGCGGGACAUUAGCAGAUUAUCAUCGGUUACUCGUUCCAGGAGAGAGAUAUGAAGUUAUGGCUACUGUGCCUGGGUAUAAAUCAAAGGCCACACAUAUUUGGUUGGAAAAAGAAGAAGCCACAAAUGUAGACUUUAUUCUUGAUCCAGAAGUCUCUUCUGAUGGAACUUUACUUCGUAGUAUUUAUGAUUGUGGCAGAAAAAGCCGGCUCCUUUCAAUAGGGUAUUUCUGGGGAACUCACUUUGAAGUUUAUUUGGUCUUGAUUGUUGUCCUAGCAUUUCUAUGCUUUUUGCUGACACGGCGAAUAAAAUCCAACCUUUUAAAACAGCGAUCGCCACCUAAAAGGUCAGUAUUGACAGUAUGACCUCACUUAAAACUUGUACUCUUGCAUUAUGAUCGAUAAAUUAAAUAGAAUAUCUUUUUGCUUGAUUGUGCAACUAGUAUAUUACUUGUUUGAGUUUACUAUCAACCAUUCCUUAGAUUACUUAUAUUGCAAUUUUCUACCCGCACAUAAUUUGUACGGAUAAUGAUAAUCAAUGUGAUCCCCUUUUUUUCCGACAAAAGGAAA